AUGGAGAUGGAAAUGCUCAUCCUUUCUGUGCUAGUUCUCUUUGUUUCUCUGUAUCUUUUUCGUAUGUUGAAUAAGAACGCUAGCAGAAAUGAAGCUGGCCAUCAUCAUCAGCUUCAGCCCCCACCAGGAAGCUCAGGUUGGCCCAUCAUCGGUGAAGGCCUUUCUUUUACGAUGACAGCCAAAAGGGGUGUCCCGGAGAAAUUCAUAGAAAAACGGAGGAUCAAGUACUCAUCAUCAGAUUCAAAAGGCAGCAACAGCAGCUGCAAGGUGUUCACCACGUCGUUGCUGCGUGAAUCCGUGGCAGUGCUGUGUACUGCCGCUGGAAACAAGUUCCUGUUUUCAAACGAGAACAAACUCGUCCACUCAUGGUGGCCUUAUACCAUCUACACCAUCUUUCCCGGCCUCAAAAAACCAGACACCCACAAGGAUUCCAUUCGACUCCGCAAAGUUAUGUCUCCAUUUUUCAGCCCCAAUUGUCUCCAAAAGCACGUAGGGAUCAUGGAUGGCUUCACCAAACGUCAUAUGGACGAGUUUUGGUCGGAUGAAAAACAAGUCAAAGUUCUGGCCCUAGCAAAGAUGCACACCUUCACAUUAGCGUGUAAAAUCUUCUUAAACGUGGAAGAUCCAGAAGUGAUUGCCAAACUGGAAGAGCCAAUUCAGCAUAUCUCAGCUGGCUUCAUUUCGACUUUGCCGAUAAAUCUGCCUGGCACACCAUUCAACCGAGCCAUCCGAGCAUCCAAGAAAGUCACCAAGGACCUUGAAGAAAUGGUUGAACGAAGGAGAAUCGAUCUAGAUCGAUAUCGACAGUCGACGGCUACGGCAGCAGAUCUAGAUGAGAAUAAUCAAGAUAUGAUGUCUAAGUUGCUGAUGGACACAUAUAGCAACGGCCGUCAGAUGAAGGAAACCGACAUCUCUGACAUCGCGGACAAGUUAAAGGGUCUACUCAUUGCUGGUUCAGACAACGUAGUCACCACCAUCUGUUCUAUGGUCAUAUUUCUAUUCCAGCUUCCUACGGUAUAUGAUGCCGUCCUCAAAGAGCAAAUGGAGAUAGCAGACUCCAAAGCAGAAGGAGAGUUGCUCAACUGGGGAGACAUACAAAAAAUGAAACAUACAUGGAACGUCGCAUGUGAAGUGUUGAGAUUGGAGCCGCCAAAUCCUGGAACUUUUAGAGAGGCCAUGACUGACUUUGUCUAUGAAGGAUAUCGGAUUCCGAAAGGAAUGAAGUUGUACUGGAGUGUGUUUUCAACACAUAAAAACCCAGAAUACUUCCCAGAUCCGGAAAAGUUUGACCCAUCAAGGUUCGAGGGAGAAGGACCAGCUCCCUAUUCGUACGUCCCAUUUGGAGGAGGACCUCGGAUGUGCCCCGGAAGAGAAUAUGCUCGUUUUACGAUUUUGGUUUUCAUGCAUAAUUUGGUCACCAGAUUCAGGUGGGAGAAGAUUUUUCCCGAUGAGAAAAUGGUGAUGAGCCCAUUUCUUGGUCCUACGAGAGGACUUCAUGUUCGCCUUUAUCCUCUUCCCUCGACACCAUCGUUGUGA
This is a messenger RNA of Fragaria vesca subsp. vesca, 1536 nucleotides long. RefSeq names its product cytochrome P450 716B2-like. Gene Ontology annotation, biological process: sterol metabolic process. The record is from RefSeq and is a predicted model, not a curated record. Gene Ontology annotation, molecular function: heme binding; monooxygenase activity; oxidoreductase activity, acting on paired donors, with incorporation or reduction of molecular oxygen. The coding region runs from base 1 to 1536 and encodes 511 amino acids. The transcript has 3 exons. Lineage: Eukaryota; Viridiplantae; Streptophyta; Magnoliopsida; Rosales; Rosaceae.